AUGCUCCACAGAGACCGUCGACGCGAGAUAGCGGUCCUUGUACGUGUGUGCCUCGUCGAGCUCCUUCUUGAGCUCGCGGAUGGUGCCGUGCAGCUUGUCCUCGCUGCCCCGCAUGGUCUCCAGCUGCUUUGCCAUCCGCUCAUUCGCUCCCUUCGCAUUCUGCAGCUCCUGCACCGCCACGUUGUAUUUGCCGUUGAGAGUGGCAAAAUUCUCUUGGAACUCCGUGCACGCGGCAAGAAGCUCCGCGUACGACGUCAUCACUCUUCUCACACCACUGCCGACGCCGCCGCCGCCGCCACCACCACUGCAGGUACACCUAGAGACCUUUUGUUGUAG
This is a messenger RNA of Trypanosoma grayi, 336 nucleotides long. RefSeq lists its product as hypothetical. The transcript has a single exon. NCBI's taxonomy places the organism in Eukaryota, Euglenozoa, Kinetoplastea, Trypanosomatida, Trypanosomatidae. The record is from RefSeq and is a predicted model, not a curated record. Bases 1 to 336 code for a protein of 111 amino acids.